Mya arenaria is the source of this 1206-nucleotide messenger RNA. RefSeq lists its product as uncharacterized. The transcript is spliced from 5 exons. Bases 125 to 838 code for a protein of 237 amino acids. Lineage: Eukaryota; Metazoa; Mollusca; Bivalvia; Myida; Myidae. The record is from RefSeq and is a predicted model, not a curated record.
CCACCAAGAUAUAAAAUCGCGAUAAAUACGUUUUCUCACACUGUGGGAAAUUUAUUUUAUGAAUGAAAUAACGAAGCCGAAAGACCUUUCAGUGAACCGGGAUUAAUUCAUAUUUGUAGACAAGAUGGGUUUUCUUAGAAUUCUUCUCGUGUGCUUGACUUUUGUAAUUUAUUUCGUGUCUUGUGAUGUAAUUAUACUGGAUCCGCAACCGUUGGGGCCCGAAGCACCAAUAUGUACCUCAUACAGUGGCCUAUGUCACUUGGCCUACAACCUCACGGACUUAAACUCCUACCAGGUGUGGCACAGCGCACAGGAAAUAUGCCGUUGUCCUAACAACCAAGAAUGCGAAACUGAUUGGUUUUCAUCCUCCCGGUCUGUGACGAAAGUUUUCAGAAAUGCAGGUCAAGAGGUCGAAGUGAAAAUCAGUUACUGUGAACUGGAGCAGCCGGACACAGUCUGUCGCCAAGAUGAGGUCGCCAUGACCACGCGGGGCAGGGGAGCCUUCACGUUUGAGAUUGUGUCCGACUUCCGGUGUCGGUGCUAUCGGUCUUUGUACGCUCACCGGUCAUGGCGAGAGGGAGAUUACGAUUACAUUGAAUACUCCUGUGGAAAGCCUCGUUGUGGAAUGAACCGCCUACCUUCCUCGGAGUGUGAGCGAGUAACAUGGAACGGCGCAUCGGAUAUGUUUAUCAACGAUUACAUUUGCCGCUGUCGACGGAAGGAGGAAUGCAUCAGUGACGGCACUUUACCGACGGAAGACCAACCGGUCAUCUCGCGCAGCUGUCAACCACUUCCGUAUCAACCGCGUCGCCGUCGUCAGCACGGCAAUCGGAACUGAUAACAUACGUCUCAGCAGAAACUGUUGACUGUUGCAGUCAUCCAGAUUUGUUGACUGCUUCCAAGAUUAGGGAUACUUAGUUGUAAUCAUGUUUGGAGUAACUCCUUAGGGGAUGGGGAUUGUUGGACGUUAUUGGGUAUAAUAUUAACAAUCGAUUUUCCCUAACAAGUCGAUAAAUAGCAAAUUAGCAAUGUCCACUGCUAAAACAAGGACAUACUAGUUGUUCAGCGUAUAAGGACAAACUUGGAACUGAUUUUAUUAUUAUUAUUUUGUUAAAUAUAUGGGCAUGUUUUUUUUUUUAUGAAACGUGUAUGAAUUAUUGAGUUGUAGUCCGCUGAACUAUCAAUACAAAUUUAUAAUGAAAACCA